This is a messenger RNA of Trematomus bernacchii (emerald rockcod), 8883 nucleotides long. It is a transcript of the gene kif1aa, whose product is annotated as kinesin family member 1Aa. The transcript has 51 exons. NCBI's taxonomy places the organism in Eukaryota, Metazoa, Chordata, Actinopteri, Perciformes, Nototheniidae. Bases 328 to 5739 code for a protein of 1803 amino acids. Gene Ontology annotation, biological process: microtubule-based movement. The record is from RefSeq and is a predicted model, not a curated record. Gene Ontology annotation, molecular function: ATP binding; microtubule motor activity; microtubule binding.
GUCAUUUUGACCGUUUUGGAGUGUGAAGAAGCGGCCGAACAUCCAAUCAACCGACCGGUCACCGUACCUUUCUGGGUCCCGCCGGUACAAGACACCGUCAGUCGUAACCUCAGCGCCUCGGUGUUCAUGGGGAGGAGAGGCUGCUAGCGGGAGGCAGAGCUGGAGGACACCGGCGGAGGUGGAAGUAGCCUCGGAGCUAAACAAGACAAACGACCCCUGAUAAACAGUCUCUACACGGGAGACACACGUUUCUGGCACUGCGUAGACCUGCAGGCCUGACACCUGGGCACUAGAGAAGGCACCUUAAGGUGCUAGACAGAAAGCAGCAUGGCAGGGGCCUCUGUGAAGGUGGCGGUGCGUGUCCGCCCCUUCAAUUCAAGAGAGAUCGGAAAAGAUAGCAAAUGCAUCAUUCAGAUGACUGGAAACACCACCACCAUCGUCAACCCCAAGCAGGCCAAAGACAACAAGAGCUUCAACUUUGAUUACUCCUACUGGUCCCAUACCUCGCCAGAGGACAUCAAUUAUGCCUCCCAGGUGCAAGUGUACAAAGACAUCGGAGAGGAAAUGUUGCUGCACGCGUUCGAGGGAUACAACGUCUGCAUCUUUGCUUACGGGCAGACAGGCUCUGGCAAGUCCUACACCAUGAUGGGGAAGCAGGACGUCAAGGACCAACAAGGAAUCAUUCCCCUGCUGUGUGAAGAUCUUUUCACUAAGUUCAAUGACAAUGGAGACAAUAGCAAGUCAUAUUCUGUGGAGGUAAGCUACAUGGAAAUCUACUGUGAACGUGUGCGGGACUUACUGAACCCCAAGAACAAAGGAAACCUGCGAGUGCGAGAACAUCCUCUGAUGGGGCCCUAUGUGGAGGAUCUGUCCAAGCUGGCUGUCACCUCCUACAACGACAUCCAGGACCUCAUGGACUCUGGCAACAAGGCCAGGACUGUGGCUGCCACCAACAUGAAUGAGACAAGCAGCCGCUCUCAUGCCGUCUUUAACAUCAUAUUCACUCAGAAACGCCUCGAUGCUGAGACUGAUAACACCACUGAGAAGGUCAGCAAAAUCAGUCUGGUGGAUUUGGCUGGCAGUGAGAGGGCAGACUCUACUGGAGCCAAAGGGACCAGGCUUAAGGAAGGAGCAAAUAUCAAUAAAUCUCUCACUACACUGGGGAAAGUCAUCUCUGCUUUGGCAGAAGUGGACUCUGGGUCAAACAAAAACAAAAAGAAGAAGAAAGUGGAACACCACAUCCCCUACAGAGAUUCAGUUUUGACCUGGCUACUGAGAGAAAAUUUGGGGGGGAAUUCUCGUACUGCCAUGGUUGCUGCCCUGAGUCCGGCUGACAUCAAUUAUGACGAGACCCUCAGCACACUCAGGUAUGCAGACCGAGCAAAACAGAUUCGCUGCAACGCUGUGAUCAACGAGGACCCCAACAACCGGCUGGUGCGCGAGCUGAAGGAGGAGGUGUCCCGUCUGAAAGACCUCCUCUGCUCCCAGGGCCUGGGGGACAUCAUCGACUCGUACCGAGCGUCUGGUGCUGACAUUGAGGGUUUGAAAUUGACCAAUGCCAUGACGGGGAUGAGUCCCUCUCCGUCUCUCUCAGUCCUGUCCAGCCGGGCCGGAUCCAUCGCCAGUCUGCACGACCGCAUCAUGUUCAGCCCGGGCAGCGAGGAGGCCAUCGAGAGGCUGAAGGAAACAGAGAAAAUCAUUGCUGAACUCAAUGAGACUUGGGAGGAGAAACUUCGCCGAACGGAGGCCAUCAGAAUGGAAAGAGAGGCCUUGCUGGCAGAAAUGGGUGUAGCAAUGCGAGAAGACGGCGGGACAGUGGGUGUGUUUUCUCCUAAGAAGACGCCUCAUCUGGUGAAUCUAAACGAGGAUCCCCUGAUGUCUGAGUGCCUGCUGUACUACAUUAAAGACGGGAUCACCAGGGUAGGUCGUGUAGACGCCAACAGUCGUCAGGAUAUAGUCCUCAGCGGACAUUUCAUCAAGGAUGAGCACUGCACCUUCACCAGUUCUACUGGUCCAAUGGGAGAGACGGUUGUCCUGGAGCCCUGUGAAGGAGCUGAGACUUAUGUCAACGGAAAGAGAGUGGCAGAGCCCACUGUCCUUAAAUCAGGAAAUCGCAUCAUCCUGGGGAAGAGCCAUGUGUUCCGGUUCAACCACCCUGAGCAGGCCAGGGCUGAGAGGGAGAAGACUCCGUGUGCAGAGACCCCCGCUGAGCCGGUGGACUGGGCCUUCGCUCAGAGGGAGCUGCUGGACAAACAGGGCAUCGACAUGAAACAGGAAAUGGAACAGAGGCUGCAGGAGCUGGAGGACCAGUAUCGUAAAGAAAGAGAGGAAACAAACAACCUCCUGGAGCAGCAAAGACUGGAUUAUGAGAGCAAGCUGGAGGCUCUUCAGAAGCAAGUGGACAGUUACUACCCAGAAACCCUUGAAGAGGAGGAGGAGCCAGAAGAGGAAGUGCAAUGGACAGAGAGGGAACUAGAGCUGGCUGUGUGGAGCUUCCGUAAGUGGCGCUGCUACCAGUUCACCUCUCUGAGGGACCUGCUGUGGGGGAACGCCAUCUUCCUGAAGGAGGCCAACGCCAUCAGUGUGGAGCUUAAGAAGAAGGUCCAGUUCCAGUUUGUGCUGCUCACAGACACCCUUUACUCCCCCCUGCCUCCAGACCUGCUGCCCCCAGAGGAAGCUAAGGACAUAGAGAAGAGACAGUUCCCACGCACCAUUCUGGCCGUGGAGGUGCAGGAUCAGAAAAAUGGAGCCACUCACUACUGGACAUUAGAAAAACUGAGGCAAAGACUGAACCUGAUGAGAGAAAUGUACGAUCGCGCUGCUGAUGUACCCAACAACACCACUGAAGACGGUGAAAAUGUGAUGACCGGAGGAGACCCCUUUUAUGACCGCUUCCCCUGGUUCCGUCUGGUUGGCAGAAACCCCAUUUUCAACACAUGCAUGAGCGAGCGCAUGAGUGACCCUACUCCAUCCCCGACCCUCUCCAAUUCUGAAAUUACCGAGCUGGCUGAGCCGCAGAGGGAGGGUCGAGGGGAGAAGGAGGAGUUGGAAGAGUUGGAGGACCUGGAUGAUGAUAUCUUUUUGGACGACCCGUGCUCGGAGCUCGGGGGAGAGGAUGAUGAUGAUGAUGAGGAUGGAUAUGAUGAUGAGAGAGAGCUCUGCCGUGGCUCCGGCGAAGGCCAGGAUCCCUUUUACGACCGCUCACCAUUAUUCAGUGUAGUGGGAAGGGCUUUUGUUUAUCUGAGCAACCUGCUGUAUCCAGUUCCUCUGGUCCACCGGGUGGCCAUCGUGAGUGAGAAGGGCGAGGUGAAGGGCUUCCUGCGAGUGGCGGUGCAGGCUAUAUCAGCUGACGAGGAAGCUCCAGACUACGGCUCAGGAGUGAGGCAGUCAGGCACUGCCAAAAUCUCCUUUGAGGAUAAGCAAUAUGAAAAGUUCCAGUCCGAGUCCUGCUCUGUGGGACUGUCCCACUCAGGGGUUUCACAGGAGGAGCUCCGUAUUGUGGAGGGGGAGGGGCAGAUCGCAGAGCUGGGACCCUCAGCCGAUGAGGUCAACAAUAACACAUCUGGUGCCGAUGAGCCCGAGAAUCCAGUAAAGAGUCUGGAUGGGCCACUGGACACAGCCCUGGAGCACCUGAGGAUUGGUAAUGUCUUCACCUUCAGGGUGACGGUUCUGCAAGCCUCCAGCAUUUCUGCAGAAUAUGCUGACAUCUUCUGCCAGUUCAAUUUCAUCCACCGUCAUGAUGAGGCCUUCUCCACUGAACCCUUAAAGAACACAGGCUGCGGCCCCCCUCUUGGCUUCUACCAUGUGCAGAAUAUUGCUGUUGAAGUGACUAACUCCUUUGUGGACUACAUCAAGACUCAGCCCAUUGUGUUUGAAGUGUUUGGACACUACCAGAAACAGCCUUUUCUCCCCCUCUGUAAAGACGUCAUCAGUCCACUACGUCCCUGCAGAAGACAGUUUCCAAGAGUGAUGCCUCUGUCCAAACCAGUACCGGCGACCAAGCUGACAGCCAUGACCCGCCCUCAGGCCGGACCCUGUCACUGCAAAUAUGAUCUCAUGGUGUUCUUUGAGAUCUGCGAGCUGGAGGCCACUGGAGAGUACAUCCCUGCUGUGGUGGACCACAGAGGAGGAAUGCCUUGCCAUGGCACAUACCUACUGCAUCAGGGCCUCCAGAGGAGAAUCACUGUUACUAUUGUACACGAGUCAGGAGGUGAAUUGGAAUGGAAAGACAUCCGUGAGCUUGUUGUGGGUCGUCUCCGCAACAUGCCUGAAGCUGAUGAGACCAUCAUCGACCCCAACAUCCUGUCCCUCAACAUCCUGUCUGCUGGCUAUGUCAGGCCCAUGCGAGAUGACCGACAGUUUCUUGAUUCGGACAUGCCUAGCAUUUCCUCGGGAGUUGACCAUAGGACUUUCUUCCGCUUCGAGGCUGCUUGGGACAGCUCCAUGCACAACUCCCUGCUUCUAAACAGAGUCACUCCAUAUGGAGAGAAGAUCUACAUGACCCUCUCGGCCUACCUGGAGAUGGAGAACUGCACCCAGCCCGCAAUCAUAACCAAAGAUAUCUGCAUGGUGUUUUACUCACGAGACACAAAGCUCUCAGCCUCGCGCUCCAUCCGGAACCUUUUUGGCACUGGAAGCCUGAGAGCGGCAGACGGAAACCGUGUUACUGGAGUUUAUGAGGUCAGCAUGUGUAACCUGGCAGAUGCAGGAAGCCCAGGUAUGCAGAGGAGACGUAGGCGGGUGCUGGACACCUCCGUGGCCUACGUCCGCGGGGAGGAGAACCUGGCCGGGUGGAGGCCCCGAAGUGACAGCCUCAUUCUGGACCACCAGUGGGAGCUGGAGAAACUCAGCCUCCUGCAAGAUGUGGAGAAGACCAAGCAUUACCUCUUGCUGAGGGAGAAACUGGAGUCUACAAUGCUCAUGGGCCAGGAUUCCCUGCAGUCCUGCGUCACCGAGGACCUGAAUGAGACUCCUCAGCCCCCCGAGGUGGAGCAGGAGGUCAGCUGCAGCUCUGAGAUCACCGAGAGGCAGAGGGAGCUCGCUGCCAAGUGUUUGCGGCUGCUCACUCACUCCUUUAACCGAGAAUACACUCACGUGUGUGUCAGCGCCAGUGAAAGCAAGCUCUCAGAGAUGUCCAUCACAAUGCUCAGAGACUCAGCUUCAAUCUCUGCUCUCAACACCAUCACACCUUCCUCAACAUGCCCUUCGCUGGUUGAUGGUUGCUAUGGCAACACUGAACUCAGACCCCCGAUGCCUCGCUCCCGUGCGGUCAGCCCCAGUCCUGACACACAGCAGGACGCAGAGAAGAAGUCCAUCACCGGGGCCUAUGAAAGCAGAGCCCGGAGCCGCAGGUUCUUCCCCGACAUCCAGGAGAUCAGAGUCAGCCCCAUCGUGUCAAAGAAGGGAUACAUACAUUUCUUGGAGCCGAACACUAACGGGUGGGUGAAGCGCUACGUGGUGGUGCGGCGGCCGUACGUCUACAUCUACAACACAGAGAGAGACUCUGUGGAGCGUGCUAUCCUCAACCUGUCCUCGGCUCAGGUGGAGUACAGCGAGGACCAGCAGGCCAUGCUGAAGACCCCGUACACAUUUGCCGUCUGUACAGAACAUCGUGGAAUAUUGCUUCAAGCCAUUAAUGACAAAGAGAUGCAUGACUGGCUCUAUGCGUUUAAUCCCCUCCUUGCAGGAACUAUCAGGUCAAAGCUGUCGAGAAGACGAGCCGGACCGAUGAGGAUGUGAGACGAGACAGAAGGAUGAACGCAGAGACUAAGAUGUACAUAGAUCCUUGUCCUUGUCCCUCCCCUUGUGCUGCCCCCCCCUCCCCCAGCCCCACUACAACAGUCUCCAACAACUAUCUUACCCCUGUACGUCCUCAGCUUAUCACUAGUGUCCUCAGCACCUAAAGCGCCCAUUUUUGUGUCAGGCUUUUGCUGCGGUGUGACUGUAGUCUGAAGAAACUCUUCAAAAAGCUGUCACUUUCCUGUACUGAGGUUUAUUCAUAGCUGGACGAUUGGAGAAGACUGGAGGAAGUAGCACCAGUUUCUUAUCUCAGAUUACAUACGUAUGGUAAUGUACUGUAGUUGUUGUCGGUGACACAUCAAGCCUUAGUCAUUUAAUCCUCAAAAAAAUGCAGUGACGUUUACUUUUGAUGUGAAGCUGUCAUGUCAGCGAGAUCACAUUGCUUCAUUUGCAUCAGUAAAUAUAGAAAAAAACAUCCAGAAUGUUCUCUUCUCUACAGCUAUAUACAGUAUAUAUACAGUGUCUAAACUGGUUUGCAUUCAGCUAAAACAUACACGCUUAAAGAAAAUAAAGGACAGUUGAGUGUAAUUCUUUAGAAUAAUCUUCUUUCCUGCACCGUGAAUCCUGACAUGGAGCAAUCUGCUGUCCUACUCCUAAACUUCUCAGAAACGUUAGCACACACAGCCUGGCAAAGGAACAUCUCAUCUUAGACCUUAUGUUAUGUGGCAUUCUGAUCAAUCCAUGUCAUGUUUUAGCUUCUCUUAGGAGCACCGAGGGUAUCUACAUUCACACCAAAAGAAAUUCAAUGUCAUCACCAAUAAUCCUCCCAAUUGAAUCCCAUUCUCUACCUGAAUUGUAUUUGUUUAAAAUGUGAUAUAUUUAGAUAUUUAACAGCUUUAUUAUUUAUUUCUGCAUGUAUUUAUUUACAAAGACAUUUAUAUUUCUAAAAUAGUAGUACUGUGCAAUUUCUGCACAUCGCACUUUUUAAUAUGAGUUCCUUAAAUGUUUGAAUAAGACAGCAUUGUGCCCAUACAGCUAUUUAAACGGCUGAAUAAUUUACGAUUGGCCAAUUUCUUUGUGAAGCUGAAAAUGACUUGAAUAAUACUAUCCCCUGUAAGAUUUGGAUAGUCACACCUGACCUUUGACCCCUACUAAUAUACAUCUGAAAAGGUCGAUGUGUUGUCAGACAUAAAGAUGGUCUGUCCAUCCGCAGCUGCACAAAGCUACCUUGUUAAAUAAUCAAAAGUAUCAAUGUUCCUCACAGUACAGAAUAAGAAACUCGUUUUCUGAAUGAUAUGUAUAUUGAUUCAAUGUAGUGCCUCUCUUUUCAAUCAGACUGUACAGUAUGCCUCUGCACCAGUUGCUUUGAAACUACAUUCUCCAUGCUGCUACUGUUCUGGAAGUGUCUGCCGAUCAUACUGUACCUUUCUGCUUAUCAUCAUCACCUACAUUAUCAGACAGAAAUCUAUUACAUAUCUUAACUGGCAAUCGGAUGUCAUUAAUUGUCCAUAACACAGAGUAUACUUCAAGGACGUAACGUCUGAUUUGAACCCUGAGAGGGAAGGAAAAUCAUUUUGUUGAUGCAUUUCCUAAGUCUGAUCUUCUUUAAGGGGAUUUUCAGGUACAGUUUGUAACAUUUCUGUGAUAUGUUUCUUCUGGCUAGAAAUCAUGAAUCCUAUUUAAAACACAUGGUAGAGGUGCACUAAAGCCUCUUGUGGCCUAAAUGAGUAUUACAACAAGAACAACCAAGAACCCUCAUUUAAAAUAAACGUCUUUCCUAUCAAAAAAAUGUAGGAACUAAGAAAGAUUAUCCUGGCAAAACCUUUUUCUCCACCUGAUAACUCGUAACAAAAGAAAAUGAUUUCGAUCAGACUUAGAAAAUGUAUACCUUCGAUCUUUGCUACAGUGCAUUUUGUAUACAUUGCAUUCCUGAUAAUUAUGAAUCUGAAAGCUCCUGAACUAGUGACAGAUUCAGCGUGUGAGAUGUUGUGUGAAGUUUAAGGAUGAGCAUGCCUCAGGUCAGCCAGCCUAGAGAGCGUGCUACAGAAGAGACAUUUCACCUGCAAACUAAGACAACAUCUCAAAGCAUUCAACUGUUAACAAUAUGAUUUGUUGUAAGAUGGCACAGUAAAUGGGAGCAGGGGAUUACAUUCUAACUGCAAUUUAAGUAUUUGUUUUUAUUCAAGCAUAUAUCCCGAGAUUUGAAAGUAUUCUGUCGGUUGUGGGCAAUUGUUUGAAGUGAUCCAUUCAAAACCUUGUAAAUCCUCCAUAGCUGUCAGCAGUUGUGGCUAAUCAGGCGGUCUAAUGUGUGUUCAUUUCUUUUGUUGGCUGUGUUCUGUGAUCCCUGUUGCGAUCACAGACUUUCCUGGCAGAGACUGCAGUCGUGGUUUAUCCAGCAUCAUCAUGGAGAGAAAGCCCUGGUGUAAAUGACACCGUCAAAAGCACUCAUGUCUCAUUUCCUUUAAAAACACAAUCUUAAAAUGUGAGCCUCGGAUUGCUCCAGUUUGAUCUUUGUGUUGAGAUUAUUCCUCGUGUUUUUAAUGGGCCUCUUUGUGUGUCACUUUUGAGCCAACCAAAGCUUUCUUGGUGCAGUCGAACACAACAAAUCACACUGAAUGUACAUUGAUAUUUGAAACAGUUCUUCUGCUGGAGUGGUUGUGUGUCUUUUGUGUUCACAGUCUGAUUCCUGAUUGAUUGUAGGUGGGUUUACUGUCAGGGAACUAAACAAAAGUGUGGGAUACACCUCUUGUAAUCUGUCCACUGACAUGAGAGGGGAGGCUGGUUCAUUAUAAUCACACUUUCACUCUUAUCUCAACCUCACCAUCUCACCAUCAUGCUGUCAGCCUUCACAAGAUCUACUUUUUCUAACCCCAUUUGAAAGAUAUCAUCUACAUUUUUGUGCUUCCACGUCUUUAUUUAUUUUCAAGUUGCACAAGUGCAUUUUUUUUCUUCAAAUGACUUUGCAUUGUAUAUAACAUGAUUGCUGUGAACAGUGUAUUAUAAAGUUGCACCCAUUUUUAAAUCUGAAAUGGGCAGUAGUUCAGUCGGUGUCUCUGAGUGUUGGAGUUUAGCGUCAAAUGUUUGUGUACACUAAACACAUUGUCAUAUAUGAAAUAAACAUGGACAUUAUGCAACACAAAGAAA